CGAAAGUCAGACAGCGCUUCCGGUGUCGCCACCUUCUUUGUCUCCGGCCCAACAUUACGACACCAGGAGGUUGUCUAUAUUUUUCCCUUUAGUUUUGAGGAUAUAUUUACACAUAUAUCCAUAAUUUUCUGAUAUUGAAUGACAGUCGACUCUGAAAUAUUUAUGCCUAAAAGUAAAGCGCCCAAAAUGGAUGACCUGGACUACAUCCCAGUAGACCUGAGCCCAGAGGAGCGCUCUGAGCUGGAGGACAUCCGCAGGAGGAAGGGCGUCCUGCUGCAGGAGAUCCAGAGGCUCAGAGAGGAAUUAAGAGAAGCCAUUUUAGAGGUGGAGGGACUGGAGACCAGCACAGAGGGCAGUAAAACUCUACAGAAAAGUAGGCAUGUGGCAAUGGGAAGGAAGAAAUUCAACAUGGACCCUAAAAAGGGUAUCGUGUUUCUUGUGGAGAACGAGCUGCUCAGACACACCCCAGAGGACAUCGCUCAGUUCCUUUACAAAGGAGAGGGCCUCAACAAGACUGCUAUAGGAGAUUAUCUCGGAGAAAGGGACGACUUCAACAUUAAAGUUCUUCAGGCUUUCGUUGACCUCCACGAGUUCACUGAUCUCAACCUCGUCCAGGCCCUCAGACAAUUCCUGUGGAGUUUCCGUUUGCCUGGUGAAGCCCAGAAGAUUGACAGAAUGAUGGAGGCCUUCGCUCAGAGAUACUGCCACUGCAACCCCGGCGUCUUCCAGAGCACCGACACAUGUUACGUGCUGUCAUUUGCCAUCAUUAUGCUGAACACCAGCCUCCAUAACCCGAAUGUGAGGGACAAACCUGGAGUGGACCGCUUCAUCUCGAUGAACCGAGGCAUCAACGAGGGGGGAGACCUGCCGGAGGACCUGCUCAGGAAUCUCUACGAAAGCAUUAAAAAUGAGCCCUUUAAGAUCCCGGAGGAUGACGGCAAUGACCUGACACACACCUUCUUCAACCCCGACAGAGAGGGCUGGCUUCUCAAACUUGGGGGACGAGUGAAAACCUGGAAAAGGCGAUGGUUCAUUCUCACAGACAACUGCCUUUAUUACUUUGAAUACACCACAGACAAGGAACCGCGAGGUAUCAUUCCUUUGGAGAACCUUAGCAUCCGAGAGGUAGAAGACCCGAGGAAACCGAACUGCUUCGAGUUGUACAUCCCCAACAAUCGCGGUCAGCUGAUUAAGGCGUGUAAGACGGAGGCUGAUGGGAGGGUAGUGGAGGGGAACCACAUGGUGUACCGUAUCUCCGCCCCCACACCUGAAGAGAAGGACGAAUGGAUCCACAGCAUCAAAUCUGCUGUCAGCGUUGAUCCCUUCUACGAAAUGCUUGCUGCCAGGAAGAAACGUAUAUCACUGAAGAAGAAAGAGGAACAACCAUAGAUGAUUCCCUUCAUUCAUCUUUCCCUGUCUUCCUCUCUCCUUGUCAUCUCUCCUUCCAACAUGGGACACGUGUUUCUGUCCCUACUCCUCACUACCUGUUCAUACAUUUUCUUACCUCACCUUCCCCCAAUCCCCAAAGCACAUCCUCUCUCUGAUACAAAGGCGCCUUUGCUAUGCCGUCUACCAGACUUUAGAAAGCCGCACACUCGCUGUGGCUGCCUCUGUUACCUUGGUCCUUACACUACUGCUAUAUACAACCUGACACACUACAGCCAGAGCACACGUCUGUUCCGUCUUCUCACCACAUUCCUCUCUCUUGUUCAGCAUUUAAGCAAACGAUGAAACGUGUCUUAGGCCGUGUUCACACUAAUGGAGAUGAUUUUGAAAAACAGGUUUUUCCUGUUUUUGCCUUUCAUCCGCACAUGACAAAAAAAUGAAGAUUUGAAAACCACACUGCUCUGUAAACAACAAAGGUAACUUUAAAAACAGCAGAAAGUUGCUCAGCAGAAAUGCGCAAUGCUGACGGCUGAAGCAGCUUGUACUUUAUUGAAGAAAUUUGUAUUCUUCUACUUUAUUGGCUUUUCAGUGUGUAUGGUGGACUUUUGGAGCACUAUCUGAAAAUACUAAUGUGGCCUGAAACCCUUUACGAGGUGUAUUUUCAUUAGCGUGAACAUGGUCUUAUUCAGGGUAGCAAGCAGCUUCAGUUCAUGUGAGGUCUUCUUUCACAUUUAUUGAUGCCGCCUAAAUGAGAAAUUGCCUUUCUUGAUUGUGCUUGCCCCCAGACAAAAUGUGAAUUCACUAAUCAAACAAACGCUACACAGAUUUAUUUUCAGUUAGAGAGAGAAUUGAGGAAUCAGUUGAAAUCAAAUGCAAACAAAGCAGGAAAUGAUUUCAGUUGACUGAGACGUGCCCAUUGCUUCCUAUAGUACACUCUAUAGCUUUGAUACACAUUAGUACUGUCUACACUUAAAUACUGUUACCAUAAUGUGAGGAAAAUGUCACUGCUCAUCACUGUUUAUAUUUACACAUGAAUUAUAGCGCCAAGUUACUGUUGAUCUUCAAGUACGGUCGGUUUUGAAGGCAAGAAGCUGAUUUAGGAGACAAAGACUAGUAACUUCUCUUGCAGUUAGCUGCUUGUUUCAGCUCACUGAGACAACAUAUGUGUUUCUUAGCAUGUUUUUUUAAAACAUGUUUCAGCAAUAGCGGAGUAGAAAACUGUAGUAUCAGUCCGGAGGCUUGUUAACAAUUCCUUUCUAACACUACACUGAGCAAUGAUCAUCAUGUGAUGUAAUGUUAUGGCAUGCCACAAAUCAUUUCCUUCCUGCUCAAGGUGAACACUGACAUCUCUCUCAUUUAGUAAUAACAUUUACCUGUUAGAAUCAGGUUUGUCCGCUAUAGUUAGUUUCAAGAAAUCACAAAGGCAGCUCAUUACAAUGUAUACUUUUUUUGUAAAUAGAUGUUAGCAUAUUUGUUUACGAUACACAUAGAAAUAAUUUAAUUUAUUCUUUAUCUUUUGUUAAAAACCAAUUUUUGUACGAGCUACUGUAGGACUGCAUGUUGAUAAACGGAGACAUCGGUCGUCGGUACCGACGCGUCGCCGAUCAUGCUAGUGCACUGAUUUAAAAAGUGUUAGUGUUCCCUGUUGACUAGAGGAAGAUUUACAGUUAAUGUGGAAGUUGAUUUAUGCAUAAAUUAUCCUGAUUGAUUGUUCUUACUUUGAAAAUUAAGAAGUUAUUGAAAAGAUGUUUGUAGUCUGAUUCCAGUGAAUCAGACUCAGUGAAGCACAAGCAGUGAUCUGUUGAACUAAUAUUCAGUAUAUCUUUGUUUCCUGUGCUGCCCGGUGUCCACCUGAAGUGUAAAGAAGCUCUUCAUCAGGCGAAAUAAAAAAAAAUAUCAUCAUACUACAGUAAACAAAACAAGGAACACUAAUAAAUCGUUGAUUCAUUAUGUGACAGUAAGAUUAUUCAGAUGUAAUGAAUCGGUAACAAUUUUAGAUUUGUGUCCAGUGAUAGAUUUAUUCAGUAAACUGUUAUUUUCAGAACUGUAUUGAAAAAGGCAUUUUUAGAUGGUAGGAAUAAUAGCAGCGCUACAGUAAAUGUCUUCUGCACUUUAUCAAUUUUAGCAUUUUGGAGUAAAAUGCUGUUCUUUUGACUGACAAUACUCUACAACACUCUGUAGCGCCCUCUACUGGUGAACACACACACAGCAAUAUGCUGAUGGAUUGAACCAUUAACUGUGUAGAACUAUGACGCCAUCCACUGGUCAGUUCCAGCUACAGCAGCAACAGUUUCUGACCAACAUGUACUGUAUUUUUGAGCUUAAUUUUGUUCACUUGAUAAAGAUCAUGUUGCAUGAAGCUGAAUGGGGUCUUUUCUCUGUUAUCGAAACACAUAGACCUUAAUUUAAAAACACAGCAAAUGAUUGGUUCUUCCCAGUACAGAUGUGGGGUCGCCUUUAACUCCUAUAUCUUUCCCCAAAUGUAAAACUGACAAAGGCCUAACUUGAUAUUUCCAUGUUAGUGCUUCUGUGUGUUUCGGCACAUCACAUGGACUGUCUGUAGGCCUUCACUCUCUGGGUAUUCUUGAAGUGCAAAGUUGCCAAAAAAAAUAACCCUUUUGGGACAACAAAUGUUUCCAUUAAACAAAAUAAUGAAAUGAUCCGACUGAAACUGGGGCCUCUGUCUCUGGUUCCUUUGACCCCAGAGCCACCUCUUUCAGAAAAAAAUGUGUUUAUUUUGUAUUUAUUUAUUUUUUAUUUACUGUGAGGUGAAGAUGGAUAGAUCAUCUGUAAAUGUAGCAAAAGGAAAAACCACAAAACAUUGGUGCCAGUAAACUACUGUGUAACAAUAAAGAGGUAAACGGAGAUGA
Thunnus maccoyii (southern bluefin tuna) is the source of this 4256-nucleotide messenger RNA. RefSeq names its product cytohesin 2 (gene cyth2). The transcript is spliced from 12 exons. Gene Ontology annotation, molecular function: guanyl-nucleotide exchange factor activity. Gene Ontology annotation, biological process: regulation of ARF protein signal transduction. Bases 139 to 1389 code for a protein of 416 amino acids. NCBI's taxonomy places the organism in Eukaryota, Metazoa, Chordata, Actinopteri, Scombriformes, Scombridae. The record is from RefSeq and is a predicted model, not a curated record.